This is a messenger RNA of Adelges cooleyi (spruce gall adelgid), 3246 nucleotides long. It is a transcript of the gene Mtp, whose product is annotated as microsomal triacylglycerol transfer protein. The record is from RefSeq and is a predicted model, not a curated record. The transcript has 14 exons. Gene Ontology annotation, cellular component: Golgi apparatus; basolateral plasma membrane; endoplasmic reticulum. Gene Ontology annotation, biological process: lipid transport; lipoprotein metabolic process. Gene Ontology annotation, molecular function: lipid binding. The coding region runs from base 332 to 3073 and encodes 913 amino acids. Lineage: Eukaryota; Metazoa; Arthropoda; Insecta; Hemiptera; Adelgidae.
GGUCGCCGGCCGGGUCAGUAGCCCGUAGCGGUAUUCCGUCGGUGAGUCGGCACUGUGGUAUUCGCGCACCGCCGGCCGUAUACACAACGUAAUCUCCGUUAACCUUGGUGGCAUGAGGCAUCUCGGUUCAGUGGUGUGUUCGCGCGCGUUCCCGUACAACGUGUGAUUAUGCGCGUCCCACGUUAAAAGCUUCGGCUAUCGCGGACGCGUGGACAACAAUAGUGUAACGAUUAUUGUUAUUAGUUAUUACCACUUACCCUUAGCAGUGGUCCCCGUACGGCGCGCCGAUUUUGUUUUUGCUCAGUGACAUUUUUCAUACGCAUUUUCAUAUAUGUUUUCUGAUCGGGAUAUAGCAGGUAGUCGCGGUCUCGUCGUAUCCACUGUCGCCUGCCUGUUGCUGGCCGUCGGGCUGUCGGUCGCGCCGGUCGCCGGUGCGCUGUUCGGCGCCGGCGAUGCGUAUUCGUACGUGCUGACCAACACGGUACUGCUGGAUGAAUCCCGCAACGAGUACGACAGAGGCCGUCCCGUGGGCCACCGGAUAACGGCCGGAAUCCGGGUGAACGUCGUCUGGCACCAUCCGGAACACGGCAAGCUCGUGCGGGUCCGGGCGUCCUCUUCCAGGCUUCAGACCCGGCCCAAGAGUAAGGCGACGGCAAAGGGCGGUGAAGAGUACGUAGACCGCUCCAACUCCAAGCUCGGAGACUUCAACAACAAUCCGUUUUUGGUGCACUGGAAAGACGGUCGGGUGCAGAGCGUGUACGUGACGAAGGACACCAGAACGGAGGAAAACUUCAAAAAAGGAAUAGCCAAUCUUUUGCAGUUCCAAUUGUCAAACGUGGACAUCUUGGAAGACUCUACACUGGGCCGGUGCAACGUCACUUACAGCAAAAUAGCGGACAACGCGGUUUUGAAACAAAUUAAAGACUGCACGCCGCCCAAAGAUUUGAACUAUGUCAAACAUCCGGAUAAGAUAUUGCGAGGCGUCCUCCGGUCGAAACGCGAAGGUCUGGUCAAGUUCAAUGACGAAACGUUGACGGAAGUUACCAUGGAAGAAGACCACGAGUUCUUUACCGAACUACUACGUGAAACAGGGGCGUCUGUUAUUUCAAAACAAGUUCUCAAGCUCACAGGGAACGAGUCGAAGGAAAAAGCCGUGAUGGCCGAAACUCUGAGUCAAGCGGUCGGCGAACAGGAGAAAAAAUUGAAGCUCAAAUUUAACAAACAGUCUUUAAGCAUAAAUCAUGAAGUCAAAAACUGCAAACACUAUAAAUCAUGUAACAAAUUGGAAGACACGGUGAAGAAGCAUCACGACGCUUUGGUGGAUACGGAACUGGGCAUGUCCAAAUCCGCUUACGCCUCCAUUGAAGUCAUCGAUGCGAUCCGAAACAGCAAAGCGGACGCUAUCGUCAAAGUGUUAAAAGACGAACAAAACGAAGACAUAGAAAUUCAGCUGUACGACUUGUUGGGAUCCGCUUUGACGGAAGACUCGCACAAAGCGGCUAUGGAGACGUUGGAUUUUUCGGAAAACAGCGAUUUCGAUAAAACGGAAAGGUACUUGUGGAGCGCGUCGGUCAAGUUCAAGCCCAACUUUGAAGUCAUACAAAGUCUGAUAAAACUGUCCGAAAAGAAAUUGGCAAAUGAGAAAUUAGACGACACCGUGUUCAACACUAUAACAGCUAUGACUAGCCGUUUGGUGAGGUACGACGCCUCUGAAAAACAUUUGAAGCUUUUCGACGAAAUCCUAUUGAAGACGUUAGAAAAACUGAACGGAUGCAACAAAGGUGACGACGACGAAUGCCGUUUGGUGUACAUUAGAGCAUUGGCCAACCUCAGACAUCCGAAAUCCAUUGACGUCUUGUUGGAUAUCGCGCAGAACGGAAAUAGAAAGCCCAGCACGAUCGCCAUGAAAACGGUGAAAAUAUUAGGACCCUCGUUUUGGGAUCACAGAGUGUUGAAAGCGUGCGACAAGAUCUUCUUUCAGUUGGUAAGAGAGCGCGACAGCAGCGCAAGAAUGAUAGCGUUGAGUAUACUGCUGGAGAUGGGCCCGGAUUACGAACUGCUGAAACACGUGCUCAAGUGGCUGCUAACGCCCAAAGAAGGAUUCGAAAACAAACAGUACGCGUUGCAGCAGCUGAACGAAUUGGCUAACCACGACCGUGGUGCGGCCAAACUGUUGCGGGAAGUGUUGAUCCGCGAAAAACUUAACCAUUACGGAGUUCUCGCCCAAAGAGGUCUCUCCUCGUCGUUUUCCAGAUACUUCCUGGACUACAACAACAUUACCGGACUGGUCAAGUCGUCUCAACACAUUUACACGGGUGUCACCAAACGCGGUUCGGUCGAUAUCAUCGUGGAACACGACGGCCACCAGUACCACUUGUGCAACUUGGGUAUGUUCACCACGGGUUUGGGAUACUUCACGUCGCUGUACGACGAUUCCCCCAAUCCAAGAGAAACUACCGACGAGGACAACUUGUCGGCCACGGCCGGCUUGGAAAUCACGAUAUUCGGGGUUCACAUAAGACCUUUCCUAAUGUUCACCAGCCAAGGCCAGUUGAUGGGGCACGUUUGGGCUGGAACCGGAUCCGAAAGGACGUCAGUCAUUCAGGGAAUAUUCCAGCUGAUGGAACACCAGGAGUACCUGCCGCUGAGCACGGGAACGAUGGCCGAACUCAGCCUGAAAGGAACCCUGUCGUUGGAUAUCGCCGGCCAGAUGCAAAUGAGCCUGUGGAAUAAAAACGCGCAAUCGUUGAUCGAACAAAACGGCGGCAUCGGCAUACGGGGAGCUCUGAAACUGGACACGGACGUGGUGACGACCGGUGUAGACUUUUCUCUAAUGACUGAAGGGUUGUUGCAUACGUACAGCGAUGCAGAGUUCGCCAACAAAAUCGCCUUGUGCAUGCAAAUCGUCUUGGUGGACUCUAACAUGACGACGAUCACAAGCAAAAACGAAAUCGUUCACGGUUACCCCGAGCAAGUGCGAAGGAUCAAAACUAGGACUCACCCUGUAGCCGGACGCACGUUCGCGCUCAACAAAUUAGUCAAUGAAUUUUGCAACGACAUCCAUUCUCGGUAACCACAUCCGCUCUUGGCUGUUUUGGUCUAGAAUUAAUUUUAACAAUAUAAUAUGAUUUUACCUCACACGCGACUGAACUUUUAUAUUUUAAUUUAAUUUUAAGUUUUUGUUAGUCAGAACAAAUUUAUUUUUUAUUUAUAAAUAUAUUUGUCUUGUGUGCUACUUUUGAAUAA